AUGUCGACUGGAGUCGACGAACAAGCCCACAACCCCAACGUCGAUUCAAACUCGGUCGCUCGCCAUCGCUCUUUCUCUCGGAGCAACGGAUCGCUUCCCUCGCAGUCGAUUGACCCCGACCGAUCGUCCGACAAACAACCCGCCAAAAUGGCUCAGACUCAAAGAACGAGAUAUGUGAAGACGGGGGCAAUCAUUGUCUUCGUCUUCAUGGUUCUCAUGUGGCUCUCCCCCUCCAAGCCCGCUGUCUCGAGUUUCAGUCACGAGAAACCCCCAUCUGGCAGUGGUGUCGCAACUUCGCAAAAGUGCACCAAGCCUUUCGAUUCGUCCAAGCCUCUUAUCCAGUAUGCCCUCAUGAUUGAUGCCGGCAGCACCGGCUCCCGCAUCCACGUUUACCGUUUCAACAACUGCGGCUCCACCCCCGAACUUGAGAAUGAAGUGUUCGAGCAAACCAAGCCGAAGGAAGGCGGCUCUGGUCUCAGCUCCUACAAGGAAGAUGCCGAGGGCGCUGCCCAGAGUCUUGACCCUCUCAUGGAAGUUGCCAUCAAGUCGGUUCCCGAGGAGUACCGGUCUUGCUCUCCGCUCGCCGUCAAGGCCACUGCCGGACUCCGUCUUCUGGGCCCCGAGAUGAGUGACAAGAUCCUGGUUGCAGUGCGUAACCGCUUGGAGACUGUCUAUCCCUUCCCCGUGGUUUCCAAGGAGAAGGGCGGCAUCCAGAUCAUGGACGGAUCCGAUGAAGGUGUCUACGCUUGGAUCACCACCAACUACCUCCUGGGUAAGAUCGGUGGUCCUGAUGAGACUCCCACUGCUGCCGUCUUUGACUUGGGUGGUGGAUCCACCCAGAUCGUCUUCCAGCCUACCUUCGAAAAGAGCAAGGCUGGUGGUAUGCCCGAGCACCUCGCCGCCGGUGACCACAAGUAUGACCUGAAGUUCGGCGGACGCGAGUUCGAGCUCUACCAACACUCCCAUCUUGGCUACGGGCUGAUGUCUGCCCGCGAAUCGAUGAACAAUGUGGUCGUGGAUAACAUGCUCGCUCAGCACGCCGAUGAUCUUUCCUGGGUGAAGGAACCCGUUCCCAACCCCUGUAUUGGACCUGGCAUGGAGAAGAAGAUCAAGAUGAAGUUCCCCGCCGGACAUCCCUUGAGCCCCAGUGCCGAGAUCUUGAUGGUCGGUCCCAAGGACAAGUCCAUGGCUCCCCAGUGCCGUGCUAUUGCUGAGAAGAUCCUGAAGAAGACCGGAGAGUGCAAGCUUGCGCCCUGCUCUUUCAACGGAGUCCACCAGCCUUCUCUCGCGAAGACAUUCGCCCGGGAGGACGUCUACAUCUUCUCAUACUUCUAUGACCGCACCGCUCCUCUCGGCAUGCCCGAGAGCUUCACUUUGGAGGAGCUUCACCAGCUGACUUCCACCGUCUGCGCUGGUGAGACCCAAUGGAAGGGUUUCGAGGGUGUUGAGAAUGCCAUGACGGAGCUCCGCGGCCGUCCCGAAUGGUGUGGUGAUCUCAGCUUCAUGGUGGCUCUGCUGCACACCGGUUACGAAAUGCCCUUGUCCCGCGAAGUCAAGAUUGCCAAGAAGAUCAAGAACAAUGAGCUGGGCUGGUGCCUUGGUGCUAGCUUGCCCCUUCUGAGCCAGGAAUCCGGCUGGACUUGCCGCAUCAAGCAAGUGUCAUAA
This is a messenger RNA of Penicillium olsonii, 1665 nucleotides long. The record is from the annotation of a GenBank genome assembly. Lineage: Eukaryota; Fungi; Ascomycota; Eurotiomycetes; Eurotiales; Aspergillaceae.